Molecule: messenger RNA, 1377 nt
Organism: Pneumocystis murina B123
Lineage: Eukaryota; Fungi; Ascomycota; Pneumocystomycetes; Pneumocystales; Pneumocystaceae
Exons: 9
Coding region: 1-1377 (458 amino acids)
Biological process (GO): purine nucleotide biosynthetic process; ribonucleoside monophosphate biosynthetic process; 5-phosphoribose 1-diphosphate biosynthetic process
Cellular component (GO): cytoplasm; ribose phosphate diphosphokinase complex
Molecular function (GO): magnesium ion binding; ribose phosphate diphosphokinase activity
Source: RefSeq, a predicted model, not a curated record
AUGAGACGGACAAAAAUUUUUGGUGGAUCAUCCCAUCCGGAACUUGUGGAAGCAAUUACUCAUCAUUUGGCAAUUUCUCCAGCACCAGUUAGUCUUAAAAAAUUUUCUAAUCAAGAAACAAGAGUAGAAAUUGCGUGUUCAGUACGUAUGGAAGAUGUUUUUAUUAUUCAAUCAGGGAGUAACACGAUCAAUGAUCAUCUUAUGGAACUUUUAAUUAUGAUCUCAGCAUGUAAGGGGGCAUCGGCAUCGAAGAUUACGGCAGUUAUGCCGUAUUUCCCAUAUUCUAAACAGAGUAAAAUGAGAAGGCAUCGUGGUGCAAUUACAGCAAAAAUGGUUGCUAAUCUUUUGACUGUUGCGGGUGUUGAUCAUAUUAUUACGAUGGAUCUCCAUGCUUCUCAGAUUCAGGGUUUUUUUACAAAACCUGUUGAUAAUUUGUUUGCAGAACCGAGUAUUGCAAAAUGGAUUACGGAAAAUAUAAGUGAUUGGAAAAAUGCAGUUGUUGUAAGUAAAAAUCCGGGAGGUGCUAAGAGGGUUACUAGUUUGGCGGAUAUUUUAAACAUUAAUUUUGCACUUAUUCAUACUGAUAGAAAGAGAAAAACAUUUAAAGAAUCUUAUUCACAUAUAAGUACAAAUUCAUAUUCACCCGUUACAUCUAAUACGGAAAGCAUUGAUGAUAAUAAUUAUAUAUAUAAUUCUCAAGAAAAUAGUUAUGAUGAUCAAACACCUAUUCUUUCUGGAUCAAGUACCCCUAAUGAGCUUUUAUCUCAAAAGAAGACACAAUCUAAUCGAAUUACAUGUUCAAAUAUACGUACAGCAAGAUUAAUAUCUGGACAUGUAGUAGAUGAUGAUUAUCCAUCUUCAGUAUCUCCUUAUUGUGAAAAUUCUAUAGAUGCCACACAUGGUCCAGAUAGUAUGUUUUUACCGCCAUUUUCUUUUUAUUCAAAUACUGCAUCGAUUAUUGGCGAUACAUCUACUGCUAUUUCUUUUAACGAUGAUGAAAGUAUAAAUUUAAACGAAGAAAGAAUGAUUACAUUGGUUGGAGAUGUCGAAAAUAAGACUGCAUUAAUUCUCGACGAUAUAAUAGAGACUCCUGGAAGUUUUGUAGCUGCUGCAGAACAUUUAAUUAAAAAUUGUGGCGCCAAAAGGGUUUUCGUAUUUGCUACUCACGGAAUUCUGCAAAAUGACUGUUUAGAAAAAAUGGAAGAAUGUAGAUGUAUUGAUAAGAUUGUUAUAACAAAUACUUAUCCUGUUAGCAAAAAAAAGAGACAAACAUCUUCAAAGUUAAUUAUAAUUGAUAUUAGUAAAGUUUUUGGAGAGGCUAUUAGAAGAGUACAUAAUGGAGAAAGUAUUAGCCAUUUAUUUGGAAGGGCUUUAUAA